Messenger RNA from Chrysemys picta bellii (western painted turtle), 1086 nucleotides. RefSeq names its product olfactory receptor 11A1-like. Gene Ontology annotation, biological process: G protein-coupled receptor signaling pathway. The record is from RefSeq and is a predicted model, not a curated record. Gene Ontology annotation, cellular component: membrane. Lineage: Eukaryota; Metazoa; Chordata; Testudines; Emydidae. Gene Ontology annotation, molecular function: olfactory receptor activity; odorant binding; G protein-coupled receptor activity.
AUGGAGGAGGAGUAUGAAAUAACUAAAUAUUCACUGGAGCUAGAGGACUGGAGCUUGGGUGUCCCAAUUCCUACAUGUGAGCCCCAACCACGCCAUUACAGAGUAAUUUUACACCUCAUGGCGAACGCAGAGUGGGGAAAUCAAACAGUUCUCACAGAUUUCAUCCUGCUAGGAUUUGGGAAUCUCCCUGGGCUGCAAAUUCUUCUCUUCUUGUUGUUUCUUGUCAUCUACAUUGUGACAAUGGCUGGGAACAUCCUCAUUGUUGUGCUAGUUGUGGCUGAUCAGCAACUUCACACCCCAAUGUAUUUCUUCCUGGGGAAUUUGUCCUGCUUGGAGACCUGCUACACCUCCACCAUCCUGCCCAGGAUGUUGGCCAGUUUUCUUACUGGGGACAGAACCAUUUCUGUUAGCAGCUGCCUCACACAAUAUUAUUUCUUUGGGUUCCUGGCAGCUGCAGAGUGCUAUCUCCUGGCAGUGAUGUCUUAUGAUCGGUAUUUAGCAAUAUGCAAACCACUGCACUAUGCUGUCCUUAUGAAUGGCAGGUGCUGCCUCCAGCUAGCAGCUGGCACUUGGAUUAGUUGUUCUCUGGCUAUAGACAUAACAAUAUUUUUAAUGCAACAAUUAACUUUCUGCGGCCCCAAUGAAAUUGACCAUUUCUUCUGUGACUUCACCCCAGUAAUAAAACUCUCCUGCAGUGACACACGUAUGAUGGAGCUUAUCACUACCAUACUGGCUGCUAUAUGCACUCUCCCGCCAUAUCUAUUAACCCUGGCAACAUACGUCUGUAUCAUCACCACCAUCCUGCGAAUCCCUUCCACCUCUGGGAAGAGAAAAGCCUUUUCCACCUGCUCCUCUCACCUCAUCGUGGUGUCAAUUUUCUAUGGGACCAUAAUGAUUGUCUACAUGCUACCAAAAAUUGAUACACUGAGAGACCUGAACAAAGUGUUCUCCGUCUUCUACACAGUCCUGACUCCCAUGCUCAACCCGCUCAUAUACAGCCUGAGGAACAGAGAGGUCAAAGAGGCCUUGGGAAAAGUUGCCACUAAAUUCUCUGCUGUCAAAAGGAUUCAAACCUUCUUAUCAUAG